Messenger RNA from Sphaeramia orbicularis (orbiculate cardinalfish), 1276 nucleotides. It is a transcript of the gene eif1ad, whose product is annotated as eukaryotic translation initiation factor 1A domain containing. Gene Ontology annotation, molecular function: RNA binding; translation initiation factor activity. Gene Ontology annotation, biological process: translational initiation. Gene Ontology annotation, cellular component: nucleus. The transcript has 5 exons. NCBI's taxonomy places the organism in Eukaryota, Metazoa, Chordata, Actinopteri, Kurtiformes, Apogonidae. The coding region runs from base 187 to 741 and encodes 184 amino acids. The record is from RefSeq and is a predicted model, not a curated record.
CUUACCGCUGUUUUCAUGUCUGAAAACACGAGAGCACGAGGUUCCGCGUAGAAAAUCAUCAACGCGUGUGUUUUAACUCCACCUUUAACUAUUUUAACCUGCCGUCAGUCUGUCUGCAUUCAUUACUGGAGACUGUGGACCUCCUGUUUACUUCAAGCUGGAGCAUAAAAUCAAAGGCCGUGGAUAAUGUCACAAGCUACUAAACGCAAACACGUUGUUAAGGAGGUUCUUGGAGACUUUGUGACUCCCACGGAGAACCAGCAAAUUGUCAAGGUGAUCGGUAGCCGUGGAAACAACCUCCAUGAAACUGUCACAGCUCAGGGUGACACGUUCCUCGUGAGCAUGCCCACCAAGUUCCGUAAAAACAUCUGGAUCAAGAGAGGUGAUUAUGUGAUCGUGGACCCAAUAGAAGAGGGAGAAAAGGUGAAGGCAGAGAUCAGUUUCAUCCUUUACAAAGAUCACAUUCAGUAUCUGCAAAAACAACAGCUCUGGCCUGAGGGGUUUAAGGAGGAGUCAUCACAGGACAAAACACAGAAGGAGCAUGAAAAGGAUGAGGAGAAAGAUGAGGAGGAGGGUAGUGAUUCUGAGGACGACGAGAGCGACCUCUUUGUGAACACCAACCGCCGUGACUACCAGUACAGUGAGAGUGAGGAGGAGGAGGACAGUGAGGAGGAAGACGAUGAUGAUGAUCAUAAUAAUGAUGAUGAUGAUGAUGAUGAAGAGGAAAGGACAGAAAAGUGAGAACACUGACUGGAUGGACUUUGAACAGACUCAGGAGGUCACCUCAGUCCAUGGAUGAGGGUUUGAUACGAAGGCUGUCAGCGCUCAGUCUGCUCAUCUACGGAAAUAAAACAUUUGUGUGAAGGAGCAGCCUGCACCUCCUGCGCUGGAUUAAUGCGUUAAGAGAAGUCCUGCAUGUGAAGCUGAUUCCAUAACUUUGCUCGUGUUGAAACUUGACAGAAAUUCAAUGAAAAACAGGAUAACUUCCACUUCCGAUGUGUUAAAAGACGUUUCCUGUUUUGCAGGCCGUCUUUAGCGCCCUCUCUACUGCUGUGGAAAUGUGAGGAUGAAAUAUCAGACAAACGAAAGCACAAAAUUAUGUUUAAUUCCCUUCGUUUAAUUGUUUGUCAAGUAUUCAAAUAAUAAAUAAUGUAGUCAUUUCCUCAUUUCAGUGCUUAUAGGAUAUUAUUAGCGAUGUGUAACCAGUUUGGCUUUAGGCUGGACAGUGGUGACCACAGACAGAAUAAAGCAGCCGCAUCAGAGCCAAGAUGUUUGG